Messenger RNA from Prunus armeniaca (apricot), 2766 nucleotides. The record is from the annotation of a GenBank genome assembly. Lineage: Eukaryota; Viridiplantae; Streptophyta; Magnoliopsida; Rosales; Rosaceae.
AUGGCGGUGUAUUAUAAAUUUAAGAGUGCAAGAGAUUAUGAUUCAAUUGCUAUGGACGGUCCUUUCAUCUCAGUUGGUAUUUUGAAAGAAAAAAUAUUUGAAUCCAAGCACUUAGGGAGGGGUACUGAUUUCGACCUUGUGGUCACCAACGCCCAGACCAAUGAAGAGUAUCUUGAUGAAGCAAUGUUGAUUCCAAAAAAUACGUCAGUUUUAAUUCGACGCGUACCUGGACGGCCUCGCAUGCCAAUUGUUACUGAUUCAGAGCCAAAGGUGGAAGAUAAGGUGGAAUAUACUGAACCAGAAAGGACUAGCUUUCCGGCAGCUGAUUCAUCUGCCAUGAAAUAUCCUGAUGAGUCAGAUUGGGAUGAUCUUGGAGGUGAUUUGUAUGAAAUUCCUGAAGUCUUGCCAGUGCAGACAAGUUAUCAGGCUCCGGAUGUUCAGCCAACAAAUAAAGCCGAUGAAGAUAGCAAGAUUAAGGCUUUAAUCGACACUCCAGCCUUGGACUGGCAACAGCAAGGUCCUGAUGGCUUUGGUCCUGGUAGAGGUUUUGGCAGGGGCAUGGGUGGAAGAAUGAUGGGUGGACGUGGUUUUGGUCGAGGAGGAGGGGGAUUGGAGAGGAAAACACCUCCACAGGGCUAUAUUUGUCACAGGUGUAAGGUUCCUGGGCAUUUUAUUCAGCACUGCCCUACAAAUGGUGAUCCAACUUAUGACAUAAAAAGAGUGAAGCCUCCCACUGGCAUUCCCAAGUCCAUGCUGAUGGCAACCCCAGAUGGCUCAUAUGCAUUGCCAAGUGGUGCAGUAGCUGUUUUGAGGCCAAAUGAGGCUGCUUUCGAGAGAGAGAUUGAAGGUUUACCAUCUACACGGUCUGUUGGUGAUCUACCCCCUGAGCUACACUGCCCGUUGUGCAAGGAAGUAAUGAAAGAUGCUGUGUUAACGAGCAAGUGUUGCUUUAAGAGCUUUUGUGAUAAGUGUAUCCGGAACUACAUUAUGUCCAAGUCAGUGUGUGUCUGUGGGGCUACAAAUACACUGGCAGACGAUCUACUGCCAAAUAAGACACUCAGGGAUACAAUCAAUCGAAUCUUGGAAUCUGGGGGUAACAGUAGUGCUGACAAUGCUGGGAGUACUUUCCAAGUUCAAGAUAUGGAGUCUGCACGGUGUCCACAACCCAAGAUUCCUUCUCCAACUCAAUCUGCUGCAUCAAGGGGAGAAGAACUACAGAUAUCUUUGAAUAAAGAAACCCCGAAGAUACAGGAAACCGCAGAUGAGGUAAAGCCUGUUGUUGCCCCACAGCAGAUUUUAGAGAAAGUGAGGACUACAAAAGUGGCUGAUGUAUCUGAAGCUACACAUGAGUCAAUGAGUGUGAAGGAACCAGCAUCGCAAGGGAGUGCUCCACUUGUUGAGGAAGAAGUGCAACAAAGGCUGGCUUCUGGGGAGGCAGGAAAGAAAAGGAAAAAGAAGAAAGUUCGCAUGCCUGCGAAUGACAUGCAAUGGAGAACCUCGCAAGAUCUUGCAGCUGAUAACUAUGUGAUGCCUAUGGGCCCCGGUGCAUAUAAUCCAUACUGGAAUGGCAUGCAACCUGGCAUGGGUAUGGAAGGAUAUAUGGCACCAUAUGGUGGUCCUAUGCCAUAUAUGGGUUAUGGACUAGGCCCAUUGGACAUGCCAUUUGGGGGUUUUGGUCCACAGGACUCAUUCGGUGCUCAAGGUUAUAUGAUGCCCAUGGUUCCGCCUCAGAGGGAUUUGGCUGACUUUGGCAUGGGCAUGAAUGGCAUGAAUGGCAUGAAUGGUAUGAAUGGCAUGAAUGGCAUGAAUGGCAUGAAUGUUGGACCCCCUGUCAUGAGCAGAGAGGAAUUUGAGGCUCGAAAAGCUGAUUUGAGGCGGAAGCGUGAAAAUGAGAGACGAGGCCAAACCAGGGAGUUCUCCAAAGAUCGGGAAUACGGAAGGGAAGUGAGCAGCGGUGGUGGCGAUGGCGCUUCUAUGAAAUCCAAAUCUAAGUCAAUUGCUCGAUCACCAAGUCCCGACUACAGCAACAGCCACCAGCAUCGUCACAGACGCGAGAGGUCAUCUCCAGAACGAAGGCCCUCACGUGAUCCACGUGACCUGGAGCCACAGCCACCGCGUCCUCCCAAGAGAAAAUCAGACCACCACGACAGAGAUCGCGAACGCGCCCAAGACCGAGAUCGAGGUCGAGACUAUGACGAUUACCAUGAGGAUGACCAGCAACAGCGCCAGAAACGACAUCGUUCUGAUUCGUCCUCUGCAAAACCACCACCUUCCACUGAAACAACAACAGCAUCGGCCAAACCUGCCUCCUCCUCCUCUACGGCAUCAGCUGCAGCAGCUGCCGCAGCGGCGGCGGCGGCGGAGCGCAAGCACAAGGCAAGCGUGUUUUCUCGCAUAAGCUUUCCGGAGGGGGAAGUGAGCAAGAAGCGGGCUCGCGCGGCUUCUCCGGCGGCGACGGAGGAUAACAAGCCGUCGUCGGCGCAUCAUCACAAGGAGUCGUCUUCGUCAUUGGCAAAUGGAUCCGCGUACGACGAGUAUAAAAUGACGUCGUCGUCGACUGCCAAGGCUGGGAGUGGCGGAAGUGGAAGUAGAAAGGCUAUGGUUAGCGCUGCUGCUUCUAUGGAGUAUGAGUCGAGCGACGACGACAGGCACUUCAAGAGGAAGCCGUCGAGGUACGAGGCGUCGCCGCCGCAGAAGGCGGAGCAGGAAGAGUCCAGGCACUCCAGAGGCAGCACCAGGGACCAUCGGGAUCGCAGGCAUAGAUAG